This is a messenger RNA of Meloidogyne enterolobii, 771 nucleotides long. Lineage: Eukaryota; Metazoa; Nematoda; Chromadorea; Rhabditida; Meloidogynidae. The record is from the annotation of a GenBank genome assembly.
AGAUUUAAUUCUAAUUUUAAUUAAAUUACUCUUUAAUAUGCAACAAUCACAACAACAAAGACCUGAACAUCCUGCAACAUUUAAUGAAUUGCUAAUUAAUGAAGUUAGAGCGCAUCCACAACUUUACAAUCAACAGCACCGUGUUUGCACUGAUAACGGUGAGAGGAACGUUAUUUGGGAGGUUAUUGCCCAAAGAAUCGACGAAACUGUAAACGGUGAAUUUGCGAAAAAACGUUGGCUUCAAAUGCGCGAUCGUUAUAGAAAGGAGCUGAAAAUGGCACUUCGAACUUCUAUUCAACCGAAAUGGCCAUAUUUUGCCAAACUUUCGUGGCUCGAUCCUUAUUUGAAAGGAGCAAAGAAAGUUGAUUCUGCGUCUAAUUCGCCGUUAGGACAACAGAACAAUUUAAUUGCCGAGUUUGGGAUCGCUUCUAAGCAGCAAGACUUUAAUGGACUGAAUGGAAUUUUUGGUGGGACCGAAAAUAAUAAUGGUAGCUAUUUAGAAUAAUCCAUUUUUAAUUCCAAAAAUUUAUUAAAAAUUUUUUCUUUAACCCCCCUCCACUCUAUUAGUUUUAAUAUUCUUUCGGGCAUUAAUUAAUAAUGUAAAUAGAUCACCAACUCCAAUUCCCUUCACCAACCGUUAAUCUGUUAGAAACAUUGAUGGCAGCAAGUCGUGAAUUUUUAGAGAGACAACAACGGGAAAAACAAGAAAAUGUCUCUACAAGUUCAGCAAUUUCUAAUAAUGAUUUGAAUAUUCAACAAUUACAUAAUGAU